Molecule: messenger RNA, 4935 nt
Organism: Siniperca chuatsi (mandarin fish)
Lineage: Eukaryota; Metazoa; Chordata; Actinopteri; Centrarchiformes; Sinipercidae
Product: BTB/POZ domain-containing protein KCTD1-like
Exons: 5
Coding region: 1177-3537 (786 amino acids)
Biological process (GO): negative regulation of DNA-templated transcription; protein homooligomerization
Cellular component (GO): nucleus
Molecular function (GO): transcription factor binding; transcription corepressor activity
Source: RefSeq, a predicted model, not a curated record
UUAAUUAGGUCAUAGUAAUUAGAUUAAAUACAGCUUUAUUUUAGAAUAUAUAACUGGAGCACGAUAAAAACUAAAGGAAUUAUGGUGUUAAAAGAUUUGACAUGGGGCCCCUCGAGUCAAGGCCACAAUAUUAUAUAAUAAUGCAGGACCCUCUUUAGUUGAUAUGGUUUACUUUAGUUGUGCAAAUUCCCUAACAUAUUUGCAGUAAAUCAAAUUACCAGUAACAAAGUGACAUGCAGUGAACCAGGGGCCCCUGGGGGUCUGAGGCCCGCUUUGCCCUGUUGGUAAUCAAGCCUUGCUUCCACGACCCCAUGUAGGAUCAAAACCCCAAGGUUGAGAACCUCUGACCUUGCCUUCGUGUGCUCUCUUGUCUAUUCCUUUAUUUUUAUCAAAUAUAAAAAGAAUCACAUUUCAUGUUUGAUACCUUGUGAUUUCGCGUGCAAACACUGCAGUUCAUAAAGUGCCUUCUUAAUUAUGACAAAUCCAGUACAGCGUGUGCAUUUUUCAUCUUAUUUGACAGUUUUAAUGGUUACAGAAAGUAUGCAUGUGGACAACUCGUUUACGUGUUUAUGUGUAUGUAUGUACUCUAGCAUAAGUUAUACUAUUUAUGUAUUUAUUUUAGCUCUCAGAUUGUACCACAAGUCACAGUCUGAAUACACUCACACAAGAGCCAACAUCAUGCAUAUGAUUUGAUAUUCUCAGUGCAAUAAUGACUGCUUGUCCAGAAAUCCAGAGUAAUGCCAGCUGAGGUACUAGAUGGCAGGCCUACCUAAACUCAGUUACCCAGUUUAUUUGCUGAAUGGAUUUUAGCUCCUCUUCUGGCUGACAGUCUUAAUUAUACAUUCAAAUAGGCUACUCGUCAUGUUAUGUAUCAAAGUGGUGUGAAGUGAAAAUAAUGGUGAUUGUUUGGCGCAUGAGGACAGUGGAGGUCACACUCCUGCAGUCCUGUUAUUCUCCACAUCACAGUGUCCAUGCUGUCGGUCCAAUAUGCAGUCCAAUACUGCAGCCUUUUCGACAGGGAGCGCGCUACCAAAUUUCCCCUGCCGCUGCGCUCGCUCCCCGUAGCUUAAAAAAGCGCGUGCGCGGCUGAAGGUCACUUAAACACAAAAGGCUUUCAGCGCUGCGGUCCAAUAUAGCGCAUGCGCGCUGCCGGAGGACUGCUUCACAGACCGCAAUAUGGCGAGAAUGCCUGCCAGCGGAGCAGAUGAGCAGAUGAGCUGCCCUGAGAGAAGGAGGGAUGAGGAGAAUGAGGAGGAAGAUGAAGAUGAGAUCCAGGAGGUCCAGAUCAGCGGGGAGGAGGAGGACGAGGAGUCCGAUAGAGAUGAUGUGAAGCUGGAGUGGGAGUCAGGAAACACAGUGCUGGACUCCAGCGGUUCCGAGGAGACACAAGCGGUCGUUAUGCGGAGUAUGGAUCGAGGAGAGGAGGAGGAAGAGGCAGACCGCUUCAGCAGCAGCAUCCCCGCUGGGCUGGAGUCUCACCUGGAGGGAGACCUUCAGCGGUCAGAGCGGAACGGGCUGAGCGAGAACACCCGCCUGGCCACCCGGUAUGCGGUGAGGAUCUUCAGGGAGUACCUCAGCGAGAAAGCCCAAAGUCCAGACUUUGAAACUCUGGACAAGGAGGCGCUCUGCGCGGUGCUGCGCUCCUUUUACGCGGAGGCGCGCUCCAAAAGUGGACAGUUGUACAGCAAGUCGUCCCUCAUCAGCAUCCGGAGCUCACUGAACCGGUACCUGAACGAGCCACCCUACUGCCGCACCUUGGACCUCACCAAGGACCCAGAGCUGCGCAGCGCCAACCUGACGCUGGCAGCAGUCAUACGGAGGCUGGAGGAGCAAGGCGCCGGUCCCGUGGUGCAGAAGCAAGCCAUCACGCGCUCGGACCUGCGGAAACUGUACGAGUCCUCUGUGUUCAACACCGACACGCCGUUCGGGCUGCUCAACAAAGUCUGGUUCGAGACUUGUAUGUAUUUCUGCACCAGGGGCCGGGAGAACCAGCGGGAGCUGGAGGAGGACUCGUUCGGCCUGGCCGUGGAUGAGGAUGGGAGAAAGUUUGUGUAUUUUAAAGCGCUCGGACCGUACCACAAGUCUCGCUCCGCCGCGUGGACCAAGAAGCGUCCUGACGCAGACGAGGACACCUUGCCGCGGAUGUACGAGACGGACACGGAGCAGUGUCCGUACGCCAGCUUCGUCCGGUACGUGUCUAAGCGGAACCCGCUCUGCAGGGCGUUCUUCCAGCGGCCCCGGGACCACUGCUGCGCGAGCGACGUGACGUGGUACGAGAACAAAGCCAUCGGUAAGAACCUGUUGGGCACGAGGAUGCAGAUGUUGUCGCGCGCUGCCAAGCUCUCCAAGACCUACACCAACCACUGCAUCGGUGCCGUCUCCAUAGCAACGCUCAACAGCAUCGUGGGCGCCGCGGGUUCCAAGCCUACGACGACGCUUUACGUUGCCUCGGAAACAGUCAACGGUCACGCGCAGUCUCACCUCCAGCUCGUGAUCCCGUGCCUCCGCCGGGUAACCGACGCUGCGGCAACGACAGCAAUAAACACAUCAUCAGCAACAACAGCGGGUAGAGCCACGGAGGAGGACCCGGGGGCUCCUUACGCCAAGAAGCUGUGCGUGCGCCCCGGCGCACGUGCGGAGCCGACUAUGGAGCGGAAGGAGAGCGAGCCGGGGCCUGCGAGAGCCAAGGAGUCCCAUAUUCAUACACAGCCCGCCGUCCGGUCCCCGGUCGCUGUGCCCGCGCAGGACAGCUGUGGCAGCAGCAGCAGUAUGUCGAGUCAGCAGCUGGUCUCUGUGUCUCCUCUGGGCUCCGCCGGCAUCCCCACACCAGCCAAGCUCACCAAAACCAACGCACCUGUCCACAUCGAUGUAGGAGGACACAUGUAUACCAGCAGCCUGGCAACUCUCACCAAGUACCCUGAAUCACGGAUCGGUCGCCUGUUUGAUGGAACGGAGCCCAUAGUGUUGGACAGUCUAAAGCAGCACUACUUCAUCGAUCGAGAUGGCCCCAUGUUCCGCUACAUACUUAACUUCCUCCGGACCUCAAAACUCCUCAUUCCUGAUGACUUCAAAGAAUACUCGCUGCUGUAUGAAGAGGCCAGUUUCUUCCAACUGGCUCCUCUGCAGACCGAGCUCGAGCGUUGGAGGACUGAGCGGGAAUGUGGGGGUGUGUGUUCGGAGUGUGAGUGUGUUGUGAUUCAUGUGGCUCCGGAGCUUGGUGAGAGGAUCAGCAUGAGCGCCCACUGGGCCGUGAUCGAGGAGGUUUUUCCUGAGAUCAGAGACGUCAUGUCCAAUUCCCUGAACACCAGCUGGAACCAGGACUCCACACACAUCAUUCGCUUCCCACUCAACGGCUACUGCCACCUCAACUCUGUCCAGGUGUUGGAGCGGUUACAGCAGAAAGGGUUCUGGAUCACAGGUUCAUGUGGCAGUGGAGUGGACUCUUCCCAGUUUACUGAAUACAUUCUACGGAGGGAGGGCCAAGGCAGCCGACACCCCCCAACCCUCAUCCGAAUUAAACAAGAAUUCAUGGACUGAACUCAAUCACGGAACUCCCCCUUUUUGCGCACAUAUCGGCAACUGUCAUUUCUCAAACCGAGAACAGCUUCACUUCAGCACAGAAGAAGUCAACAAACUGACCAGACAUGAAUACACAGAAUCUCUUAAGCUGUAGUGAAAAUCCACUACAUGGGUGACUGACAUAUCAGUGUAUCUUAUUUGAUAUUUUACUUACAGUUGCCACUUCAAUUUCAUAUGAAAUGGAGGCUAGUACUUAGCGGUGCACACUAUGGAUAAAAUCUUUUAUCAUGGGACAUGUCAUUAGGGCCCGAGCAGUGAACGCUGCAGGAACCCAAAUGAAAUACAAAGAAUUAUUAUUAUUUUUCUUACAUGAAAUGAAUCGCAUUAAAUCGCAUUAAACUCACAAAACUUUGCGUUGUGAAAAUGUACAUCUGAUUUGGGUCUUGGGCACUAAAUUGAAAAAUUUGCCCCUGCAGUACAUUUCAUGAUAUUUGGGUGGUAAAUGCACCCCAAGACUUAAAAAAAAGCCUCUUGGAGCCAUACUCUAAACGCAAUAGGAAGUCAGUCAUUUUGAAUUUACUGUGCAAUUUAAGGGUAUUUUUCACUAUUUAAAGGCUCCGUACUUUAACAAACUCCUCUAAGAGAAUUCAUCAGAUCGACUUCAAAUUUUCAGAUGAAAAGUUGUUGAAUUUUCAUUGAACAGUGUGUCCGUUUUAAUGUUUUUCCAAGAAACAGGAAGUUGCUGUAACUUGAGUGUACAUUGUCCAAUCGGCCCCAAAUUUCACGUUUGAUAAGAGUCCUGGCCUGAGGAUAUCUACAUGCCAAUUACGAGUUGUAGAGAUUGCGCCACCUACUGGCAGCAGGAAAUGACAUGUUUUAUACUUUGAUGUACUCCUCCUAGCAGGUUAAGCAGAUCCACCUCAGAUUUGGGCAGAAAAGAGUUUGACAUGGGUGAUGCUGUAUGGUGAAGCUUGUGAGUUUUUGUUGCUGCCGUUGCCAUGGUAACGCAUUAUUCGCCAUGAACAAAGAAGCUGUUAUUGAGGCACUGAGGAUGCUUGAAAUCUCACAAAACUUGCCACACGUGUCAGAAACGGUUUAUUUUGUUAUGAUUCACCUACAUGUACAAAAUUUGGGAGGCAGAUGCAUCAUAUCGAGACUUUAAAAAAAGCCUCUUGGAGCCAUACUCUAAACGCAAUAGGAAGUCAGACAUUUUGAAUUUACUGUGCAAUUAAAGGGUAUUUUUCACUAUUUAAAGGCUCCGUACUUCUAACAAACUCCUCUUAGAGAAUUAAUUCGAUCAACUUCAAAUUUGGGCAGUGCAAUCUAAAUGGUAAAUGGACUGUACUUAUAUAGCGCCUUUCUAGUCUUUCCGACUACUCAAAGCGCUUCACUUACACAUUCACCCCAUUCACACAC